Drosophila grimshawi is the source of this 1074-nucleotide messenger RNA. Its product is annotated as peritrophin-44. Lineage: Eukaryota; Metazoa; Arthropoda; Insecta; Diptera; Drosophilidae. The record is from RefSeq and is a predicted model, not a curated record. The transcript has 2 exons. Gene Ontology annotation, molecular function: chitin binding. Gene Ontology annotation, cellular component: extracellular region. Bases 1 to 996 code for a protein of 331 amino acids.
AUGAAAGUUCGCAGCGGCCUUUUGGCAUUAGUUGUUUUGGCCAUCUGUGGCGUGAGCCAGAGCCAGCGUAUUGAUGAUAUUUGCGAGAUGUUCGCUGAUAAUACGGUCAUACGUGAUCCAGAAUCGUGCAGUCGAUCAAUAACCUGCCUCGAUGGCAAGAGCACCUACAGCACCUGCACGGGCUCCAAGCCAUUUUUCGACAAGAGCAAAUUGAGUUGUGUGAGUUCGCUAGCUGAGGAUGAAGCGGACGGUUGCUACGUGUCCUGUGUGAACGCAACGAAUACAUGGAUUGGGGAUCCAAAGUCAUGCUUUGGCUACUAUUACUGUAUCGAUGAGCAGACGCCCGCUUAUGGCACCUGCCCGGACGAUAUGCACUUCAAUUCGGCGAUACAGGAGUGUGUUUGGACACAUACAUCUGACUGUCAUUCGACCAAGUUUGACUAUUGCAGCAUCAUCAAGGAUGGCGUCAAAUUUGAUAAUGUGCUCGGUUGCGAUCGGUAUCAUGUGUGCACCAAGGGGGUACUAGUGGAUUCGAGCUGCUCGUCGGGCUACUUUCAAAAGAGAACUGGCGCUUGUGAGCCCAAAACUUCAGUCUAUUGCGAUGCUCAUCCCUUUCCCAAAAAUGUUUGCGGCACGGAAAAGUCACCCAAGAAGAAUGCUCUGGUGCCAGAUGGCGCCACCUGUCAUGGUCACUUCUUCUGUGCCGAGCAGGAUGAUGGCACCCCGGAUCCAAAUCCGCGUUGGGGCAGAUGCAAUGAUGAUCUGUUCUUUGACAAGAGCUCACAGAAGUGCGUUGAGCCGAACAAGGUCGUCUGCACGGAGGAUCGCUGCCAGGGUCGCACAAUUCCAUUUGUCCUGAGUUCAACCAAGGGUUGUCGCCACUAUCUGCGCUGUGGCAAUGGUCGCACCAUCGAUGAGAAGAGCUGCGGCAACUACUUCUUCGAUGAGGCCAACGAAAUGUGUGUGGACAGGAUAUUGACGUAUGCUAUCUGCUAGCCUAGUCAGACCAUUUGAAAUCAUUAAAUAGAUCUUAUUUUCAAGAGCACAUUACUGAUUUCGAUUUUCUUAGUACAU